Molecule: messenger RNA, 2559 nt
Organism: Acanthocheilonema viteae
Lineage: Eukaryota; Metazoa; Nematoda; Chromadorea; Rhabditida; Onchocercidae
Source: the annotation of a GenBank genome assembly
AUGGUAUCAAUGGCAAAUAUUCAAGCAGAGAUGAAUAUUGAUGGAGUGAAGACGAGAACUGUUGAACAGUUGAUUGCACCAUUGAUACAGCAGGUGACAAGUUUAACCAAUCUAAAUGGCAUGCAUUCUCUGAAACGCAGCGGGAAGAGUGGCGUUGUAUUGGUGGCUGCAAUCGAACGAACUGUACGUAAUUUUGUGGAAAUAGGGCGUUCAGCUAUUGCUGAAUGUCCGAUUGCUGUUGGAAAUGCUUUGGAACAGUUGAAUGAAACUUUACAGAAUGUAGAGCAUGCUGGUAUCGAAAUGGUUAACAGAGGACAUGAUUUUGUGGAGGAAACGAGUAAUACGGAUCGACGUGCACAUGCAGUACGAGCAGCUCGAAAUCUAUUAAAUUUAGUAGCACGAAUGCUUAUUAUAGCCGAUAUGGUAGAUGUACGUAUAAUGCUUCUUCAAGUUGCUAAGGCUCAAGACAUAAUGGAUCUUAUGGUUACAGCUGAAUCGAAGCAGGAGUUAUCAGAAUUAUUUGAAUCGUUAAACUCUUGUUUGGAACAGCUGGAUGCAAGUAUUAAACGACGUAUCCUAGAGUUACGAAAUCCAGCAGAGCAGGAUGAUCUGCAGGCAGCUCGAGCAUGGCUUAAGCUGAACAGUGUGAUCAUGUAUACUUCCUCUACGGCAUACAUACGCCAUCCGGAAGUAGAUCAAGUGCGUUUAAAUCGUGAUUUUUCACAUGCGCAAAUGUCGCUAGCCUUACAAACUAUAGCUGAUAUUUUGCAAGGUUGUGCAGCUAACAGAGAUAUCUGUCUUUCGCAUUACGGUCUUGUUGGUGAUCUUAUACGACAGCUUGAUCAUUUUCAGACUCGAGCUUAUAUGGAACCAAGCUCUUACAAAGAUCAUUUGCAUCGUCCAGAACUUGAAGGUCUCUUAGAAAAGAUUGUAAGCGGUGUAGCUGCCAUUGCAGAUUCAGAAAACACGAGAGAUGAAAGGAAGAAAAGAAUUGUUGAUGAAUGCAAUAAUUUGCGACAAGCAUUGCAAGAUUUGCUUGCUGAAUACGAGAAAAAUUGUGGACGUGCCGAGCCUUCGGAAGAUUUGGACUUAGCGAUGGUUCAUUUGGGACAUAAAGCGAAGGAUUUGCGACGACAUUUGCGACGUGCUAUCGUGGAUCAUGUUAGCGAUGCCUUUCUGGAUACUAUCACUCCUCUAAUGAUGCUUAUUGAAAAUGCUCAAAGACAUGACGAAAGAACAACAAUUGAAAGUGGAAAAAUGUUCCAGGAGCAUGCAAACAAACUUUUGCAGGCAGCAGAGCUGGUAUGUGUAAUGAGUAGUAAUGAAGAUGGUAUUCGCGUUAUUCGAUAUGCGGCCUUAAUUAUUGACAAACUUGCACCUCAGGUAGUUAAUGCCGCUUAUUUGCUAAGCGCGAGAGAUAGCCAGGUGGCAAGGGAUAAUAUGGAGGCUUUUAAAAAUGCAUGGAUCGAGAAAGUGAAGCUGCUAACGAUGGCUGUCGAUGCGAUGAUAACAGUAGAUGACUUUUUGGCUGUCAGUGAGGCUCAUAUUAUUGAAGAUGUGAAAAGCGGCAUUCAGGCUGUGAUCAAUGGAGAUGGUUAUUUACUUGAUCGGGCUGCAGGUGGUAUUCGUGGCCGUUCUUUGCGUGUUUGCAACGUGGUUGAUUCCGAAAUGGAUAUGGUUGCGGCCAGUUCGUAUAGAGAUCGUGUUAGAAUGGCGACUAAAUUGCUCAGAGAUGAUGUGAUUAAUCAGUUCGCUGAUCGAGCGGAGAGAGUAGUAAACAAAUUGGAGAACGAAACAGCAGAAGGAAAUAGUAGUGAGAAUAGAGAUUAUGUUGCUGACGUGGAUGAAUUUAUCGAAGCUAGUGAAUUGGUUCACAAUGCCGUGAAAGAAAUACGGAAUGCAUUGUUGAUGAAUCGAAAUCCGGAAGAUGUUGAUUCAGACAACGAGUACGAGGAAGAUGCUGGAAUGAACUAUCCAGACUCAAGAAAUCAAACAGCUGACAUUGAAAAUGAACAAAAAAUAAUGCGACGAUUACCGGAGGAAGAAAAACGAAAAAUCCAAGAACAAAUUGAUGUUUUCAAGAUAACACAAAGCAAGUUUGAAAGAGAAGUGGCAAAAUGGGACGAAACUGGAAAUGAUAUUAUCGUAUUAGCAAAACAUAUGUGUAUGAUUAUGAUGAAUAUGACUGAUUUUACUAGAGGUCGUGGACCUUUGAAGACCACAAUGGAUGUUAUCAAAGCUGCGCAAGAAAUUUCUGAUGCGGGUGCAAAACUAAAUUCUUUGGCUAAACAGAUUGGUGAUGAAAGUGUGGAAAGUGAAACAAAAAAAGAUCUCUUUGCAUACCUGCAACGAAUAACUCUCUACUGUCAACAAUUGAAUAUAACAAGCAGAGUAAAGGCAGAUGUGCAGCAAGUUGGUAAUGAAUUGGUAGUUAGCGGACUUGAAUCAGCAAUGUCGCUGAUUCAAACUGCUAGAAAUCUGUUGAAUGCUGUUGUGUUAACGGUCAAAGCUGCAUACAUUGCAAGUACCAAGAGGAAGGCAGCCAAGCUCAACAUCUGA